UUGUUCCCCGCCUACGCCACCAUCCGCCCCACUCCCUCCUCCUUCUCCGGCGACGGCGCCUUACUCGGAAAAGUACCAGAGAGUCAAACGAGUGAAACUGUACAGAAGGUAGAAACCAUGGAUUUGAAAUACCCCGACGAUUUCCGUUGUCCGAUCUCUCUUGAAGUGAUGUCGGACCCCGUAAUCGUUGCAUCCGGCCACACCUUCGAUCGCUCAUCAAUCCAGCGCUGGAUUGACUCUGGCCACCAUACUUGCCCCGUCACUAAGCUUCCUCUCCCUCCCCACUCCCCUCUAAUCCCUAACCACGCCCUUCGCUCCCUCAUCCACAGCUACAACCCUGUCGUUGGUAGAGAGAGCAGCAAGCGUAAACCCUCGCGAUCGACUGACCAGAUAUGCUUCCUUUCAUCCCUCUCCUACCCCGCCUCCGCCACAUCACUUUCCACUCUGCUCGGCCUAGCGAAAGACGAACCCGCUUUUCGUCGCGUUCUUUCCGAUUCAUCAGCUCCUUCCAUUCUUCUCCGCCACGCCGCUUCUCCGGACUCCCCCGACCUGCAGAACCUCGCUCUCCGUACUCUCAUAUACCUCUCCCUCGACGGCGACGACGCUCGAGUCGGCCUCGUUGCGGACGGCGCCAUUGACUCACUUGCUCGAGCUCUAGCCUCCGGCGGACCUAACGUUUCUCUCGCCGCUACGGUCCUAACCAGCCUGGCCGUCGUCGAGGUCAAUAAGUGCACCAUCGGAGCUCACCCUUUCGCGAUACCAGCUCUAUCGGUCCUUCUCCGUAACGGCAAGGGUCGGGAUCGCCGGGAAGCUGCUACCGCGCUCUACGAGCUCUGCAAGUUCCCGGAGAAUCGCGGCCGAGCUGUGCGUGCUGUGGCGGUGCCAGCUUUGGUUUACUUCGCAGGUGAUGGCUCAGAAAGGGCUGUUCAGGUUCUGAGUUUGAUUGCAAAGUGUAGAGAAGGAAGGGAGGCUAUGGCUAAUGUUGAAGGGUUUGUUAGGGUUUUGGCUGGAGUUUUGAUGGAAGGUACCGGGAGAGGGAUUGAGCAUGCGCUUUUGGUGCUGAACUUUGUAUGUUCUGAUAUUGAAAAGUUUAGAUGGGAAGCAAAAGAAGAAGGGGUUCUGGAGAUUUGUUUGGUGCUUAUUCAAAAAGAUUAUGGGAAGAUUGGGAGGAAUGCUUUGGCUUUGGCUACAACUAUUGAGAAGGGAGAAUUUGUUGGGUUAAUAUGAAUCUCUGCUUUUCAUGAUCAUGGAGACCUUCCAUCUGUUGUAAUUUGUGGGGGAAGCUGAGGAGGUGGGCUAGAGUUGGUCGUGUAAUUGUUAAAUGAGCGCUUCCUGAAGCCCUGCUUUGAAAACUACUGUAUAAAAGGUGAUGUUUUGCUCUUGUUUUAGGCAUUCCUUCUUCAAGCUCUGUAAAAUUGGAAUAAAUAGUUUUGUCAAUAUUGAAAAGGCCAUAGCUUGUUUCUCAAAAAUCUAAACGUUUUUCAUGGGGGCAAUCUUAAUCGAAACUUGCAGAUCAUCUUCCUCAAAUGCUUCGGUAAGUGUCUACUUUGCCUUUUUGGUUUGCAUCUUGAUAUGAUUGAGAAACAUGGUUUUUGGUUUGAGUUUCCCGGUUUUUUUGGCUUAAUUAGUUCAUGUUGUCUAAAUUUUCUUGCUAAAUAUACGCCACAUUAUCAUUUUUCUGGUUUUGUUCCCUCUAUGUUACGGCUUUGAUUCAUCUCCACCAAAUCAAUAGUUUUUGUGGAGAGGAUGCAUUAUUGAUUGUAAUUUAACUGGGACGGUAAUGUAUGAUUCUUUUGUAACGUUAUUGACAUGCCAAAGAGAAACAAGUUAUGUGAUUUUAUUUCAUUUUGAAAAUUUUGUAAUGCU
Messenger RNA from Phalaenopsis equestris, 1866 nucleotides. RefSeq names its product U-box domain-containing protein 8-like. Lineage: Eukaryota; Viridiplantae; Streptophyta; Magnoliopsida; Asparagales; Orchidaceae. The record is from RefSeq and is a predicted model, not a curated record. Bases 118 to 1227 code for a protein of 369 amino acids. The transcript has a single exon. Gene Ontology annotation, biological process: protein ubiquitination. Gene Ontology annotation, molecular function: ubiquitin-protein transferase activity. Gene Ontology annotation, cellular component: cytoplasm; nucleus.